AUGAGUAACAAUCUUUUCGGAGCACUCGCAGAGAGGGCCUUGCCCCAGUUGACUAUUGACGGCAACAGAACCGGCGAAUAUCUGAAACCACUUUCACUGCGAUGUGUUGCAAACAAACCGAUAACAAGAGUAGUCUGGAACCACAGUGGUGUUUGCAGGGCGUUUUCUGCUCCCACUGCACACAUUAGUAUUGGCUGUGUAAAAUGCUGUGACAAAAGUUACUGCAACUUGGCUGUGUGCAACGAAAAUGGAACACAGUCGACGAGAGAAACAACUACAACUGCACAAACUACAACAAGUGGAGGUGCCCCACUUACAGUGACUAUUGACGGCAACAGAACCGGCGAAUAUCUGAAACCACUUUCACUGCGAUGUGUUGCAAACAAACCGAUAACAAGAGUAGUCUGGAACCACAGUGGUCGAUCAGAUGUUUAUCCAGAUGGGGUGACGGUGAAUGGUGACACGUUAAACAUUGCUGAACUUAAAAGCACGAACCAAGGGCUGUAUGAAUGUGUUGUGUUUUCCGGGCAAUCGUUUGAAAAGGCCAAUGCUACACUAUUGAUUAAAGUUGAGGCGGCCAGGGUCAUUCACAUCACUCACUCCUUGGAUAGCAACGCCCAUUUUCUCUACUUUCGAUGCGAAUACGUGGGUUACCCGCCACCAACCAUUACAUGGACCUUCCAUCAGGCACCUGGACCUGUUGUCACCAAUCCUAGCUUCAUGGCUACUACUCCAGACGGUAGAAGCGGUGUUGUGUUAAAUUACGACCCAGCACUGCAUGCGGGAACGUACACGUGUUCAGCGAACAACGUGCUUAACGCUAUGGGUCCGAGUCACAAAACUACAACUGUGAAUUAAAGGAUUAGCCUCCUGGUUCACGGUCUCGUUUUGGUUUCAAUGUUCUCAGAUAAGAAUAAAUUACAGCAAUGA
This is a messenger RNA of Mya arenaria, 930 nucleotides long. Its product is annotated as leucine-rich repeats and immunoglobulin-like domains protein 1. The transcript is spliced from 9 exons. The record is from RefSeq and is a predicted model, not a curated record. NCBI's taxonomy places the organism in Eukaryota, Metazoa, Mollusca, Bivalvia, Myida, Myidae. The coding region runs from base 1 to 858 and encodes 285 amino acids.